CUGUUCGGUGGUGUUUGCGGUUCUGUGUGAAUUGCUUGAUUCUAAACUAAGAAUUUAAGAUAAUUCUCGGAUGGUCUGGUGUCGCAAGUUAAGUACGCAAUUAUUAUUGUGCUCUUCUCACGAGGAACAUGUAUACUGUAUCAAAAGGACCUAGCAAAAUUGUCGCAAAGACACGAAGAGGAAUUAGUCAAAAUCUCGAGAGGCUGGAGACCUUGCGCGAUUUAACAAGAAAAGCAGAUCCUGACGAUGACCACGAGACCACCCGCCAUGUGCCGAAGCCAGUCUUUCACAUGAAUGGAAAAUCUAAACUCAGUUCACAGAGGCAUCAAAUGCAGGAAGUUAUAACGCCGCAACACGAGGAACUUAUUAAAUUUGUUUACGAAUCAUGGAAUCAAGUGAAUACAAGGCAAAGAAGUGAAUCGUCAGAUGGUUCAGAUUGUUCAGAACCCUCCAGUCCUAAUUCUAUAGUAUAUUAUAAUGAUGGUGAACCAAAUGAUACUCUUCAAGAUUUCAAACCAUUUGAUUUGGAAUCGUGGUGGGGUAAACGAUUAUUUAACAAUAUUACAAAGUCUCUUUGAGGAAAAGAGAAGCUUGUAAAAGUUCUGAAGAUAAAUAUUGAAGUAGUACAGAAUGGCAGACAGUGCUAGAAAUUAGCCUGUUUCCCGUUCUAAAUGCAAUCUAAGAAUCACUGAAUUAUUGCAUAGUGUUAAACUCGAAGUUUAGAAACGAACUUGGUUUGCUAAAUAUUACAAUUGGUGAAUUUAUAUUCUCAUAUAAUGCAUACAUAGUGUAUUCAUUGCAAUGGAUUACGUAUUUUUUUAAUAGAACUGUUAACAAAUUUUCUUAAUAUAUGCGAGGCAUCGAAGUUGAAUUUAAUUAUUGAAAUUUUUGUACACAUGUGUAUGUAUAUACAUAGUACAGUGUUUUUUUUUUUUUUUUUUGAAAAAUUUUAACAAACCCGCGUUAAAAAUGAUUUGCAUAGAUCGAAUAUGCAUUUUUAUCGACAGUGGUAUUGAAUAAGUGAUACAACAAUACAAUACAAAUUAGAUUUCUUCAUAUUUAUAAAGAUGCUCCAAUUUUAACCAAUGUAAAAGUGUACAGGAACUUUCUUUAAAUAUAUAAAAAAAAAGUGCGAAAUUCAAAUUGAAUAACAAAAUUUAUGAAAUACAGGAUAUGAUCACCAAUUUUGUUAUUAGGAAACAAUUAUAGGUUUUUUAAAUACUGAAGGUGAAUAUAUAGUUCAUAAAUGCAUACCAAAUAGAGUUAA
Colletes gigas is the source of this 1267-nucleotide messenger RNA. Its product is annotated as MAPK regulated corepressor interacting protein 2-like. The record is from RefSeq and is a predicted model, not a curated record. NCBI's taxonomy places the organism in Eukaryota, Metazoa, Arthropoda, Insecta, Hymenoptera, Colletidae. Bases 129 to 578 code for a protein of 149 amino acids. The transcript is spliced from 6 exons.